AUGGUGGAGCAGGUGGAUGAAUCGGUCGGAUACCUCGUGUGUCGACUCGAUAGCCUGGGCCUCUCGGAAAGGACUAAUCUCAUCUUCCUCUCGGAUCAUGGAAUGAUGGGAAUAAAGCACGAUAUGGCAGUGGACCUGGAGUCCCUUCCCGUUUCCCCCGAUGAUUACCUGCAUGCAUCCAACACACCCCUGGUCCUCAUCUACCAACUGGAAGGUCGGGAGAAUGGAGUCUACGUGCCGAAGUUGAAGCCGAUCCUCCCGUCCAUCACCUUCGUGAAUCAUCAAGCCAUCGCCACGGGUCUCUACGCCGAGACUCACGGGAUAUUAGCAAACGAUAUCAUCGAUCCCGAGACGGGAGAAUUGGUGAACAUGUUCGACGACGGCGAGAAAUUCGCAACCGCGGACCCACGCAUCAUCCCCAUCUGGAUAAGCCUACGUAACGGGUGGGGGACACUUGAAGUAAAUCUCAAAAUUCUGGCCUGGGCUUGUCAAGUCGACAUCUCAGGGAUGCGGGCUGCUGUGGCAUGGCGGUGUUAG
Molecule: messenger RNA, 537 nt
Organism: Darwinula stevensoni
Lineage: Eukaryota; Metazoa; Arthropoda; Ostracoda; Podocopida; Darwinulidae
Source: the annotation of a GenBank genome assembly